Molecule: messenger RNA, 1125 nt
Organism: Dermatophagoides pteronyssinus (European house dust mite)
Lineage: Eukaryota; Metazoa; Arthropoda; Arachnida; Sarcoptiformes; Pyroglyphidae
Gene: Tsen2
Product: tRNA splicing endonuclease subunit 2
Biological process (GO): tRNA-type intron splice site recognition and cleavage; tRNA splicing, via endonucleolytic cleavage and ligation
Cellular component (GO): tRNA-intron endonuclease complex; cytoplasm
Molecular function (GO): nucleic acid binding; tRNA-intron lyase activity
Source: RefSeq, a predicted model, not a curated record
AAUAAUGUCCUAGUGUUUAUGAACGGAUUUCGCACGUGUCUUUGAAUUGUAAACAAAAAACUUUGAAAAUUUUUUGAAAUUUAAAUUUUCAAAAAUAUGGAUCGAUCCAAAAAGAUGUCCAAAUCCACUCGACCAAAUCAUAAUCAUUCAUUGGGUAAAUCAUUCUGUAAAUCACAGAUUAAUCUACCGUUUCCAUAUCCAAUGUUAGAUUUAAAAAACAAAACUAUAUGGCCAUUUUCAAAAGAAGAAUUUUUCUUAAUGGCAAUCGGGCGAUUAAUAGAAAAUGAAAAAUUAAUUUCAAUCGAUGAUCUACCAACUAUUUUAGCAUUAAAUAAAAUGGGUUUUUUCGGUGCACAUUCUAGCCGUGAAAUUAUUUUCAAAUCAAUGAUUGAUACUCAAAACAAACGUCAACAACAAUCAACAAAUAAAAAUAAACCCAAAUUUACUGUUGGAUUUUUUUCAUUAAACACCGUCAACAUAUCACCAGCAUUAACAAAUUUUAUCGGUGAUACAAAUAAACUUAAAACAACGAAUGAAAAUCCAACAAUCGAAUCCACUGAGCAAAAAACUUCAUUCACCUGUAUGAAAUUAAAUCUUGAAGAAGCUUAUUUUCUUAGCUAUGUAUUUGGAAUGCUGAAAAUUCAGAAAAAUUCUAGCAAAGAAUUUUAUGGUCUUGAUGAACUGUGGCAAUGUUUUUGUCAACUAUCCAAUGAUAAUAAUGAUUGUUCAACCAAAUUCGUUACUAAAUUUGCAGCCUAUUAUUAUUUUCGUUCACAAGGUUUUGUUGUUAAUAAUGGUUUUAAAUUCGGUGUUGAUUAUCUGCUUUAUGAAGAAGGACCACCAUUUAAUCAUUCACAUUAUGCAAUAAUUAUUGAAUAUAAAUAUGAUGAUGAUACAACUGAUAAUGAAACAAAAACCUUAAAUUAUAAUGAAAUAUCCGGUCUAAUUCGGAUAUCGAAUAAUUCAAGAAAAGAAUUAAUUCUUUGUACGGUGAUAAUACCUGAAAGAUAUCGUUCCAAAUUAUCAAUUACUGGUCCUGGUUGUAUAAAAUAUUUUAAAAUUAAUCUUAUUCAAUUACGACGACAAACAUUAGAUUCAUGGCAAAAUAAUAAUGGUGGUGGUUAA